Panonychus citri (citrus red mite) is the source of this 3378-nucleotide messenger RNA. Its product is annotated as cGMP-specific 3',5'-cyclic phosphodiesterase-like. The transcript is spliced from 16 exons. Gene Ontology annotation, biological process: signal transduction. The record is from RefSeq and is a predicted model, not a curated record. The coding region runs from base 407 to 3214 and encodes 935 amino acids. Lineage: Eukaryota; Metazoa; Arthropoda; Arachnida; Trombidiformes; Tetranychidae. Gene Ontology annotation, molecular function: 3',5'-cyclic-nucleotide phosphodiesterase activity; protein binding.
UUUUCUCUUCAUUCUAUCUUACACUCUCAUCAGACAUCUCAUCUUCAUCAUCUUCUUAAGUCUUCCCUCUGAUUUAUUCAGUAAAAUAUGAGAAAAGUUUUCAUUAUUAUGAUUAAAUUGUAAAUUGUCAGUGAAUUGUAAACAAGUGAAAGAAGAAAAGAGAAAAAUUUAAACCAAUGAAAUUGUCAAUGAAGGUAAACAGUUGAUCUCUGCGAAAAUGUUAUCAAUGGCAAUCCAUCAACAUCCUAACACGAUCAACACAUGAUUAAAAUGUGAAACAUUGUUUUAACUGAUUGUCAUUCCAACAAUUAGUGUGCUGAUAUAAAUUAUGCAACGUGACAAAAAUAUACAAGUUAAAUAGUUGAAUUCUGUGACAACAAUUAAAGUUUAAUAAUUAAUAUUAAAAAUGGAGGGAAGUGAACAGUCAACCCUUGAUGGCAGGCAAACUGUUGAUAAUUAUUUGAGACAACAUCCAGAUUAUAUUAAACAUUGGUUGACAAGUAAUUUAAAACCAGUGCAGUUAAAUCAAUUGAUUAGCUCAUUACAAGCCGAUAAGGUGAUUAAGAUAUCAACAAUGGACAAUGGUCAAGCUCUUACUGAUAACAAUCAAGUCUCAUCUCAACAAAAAAGAUCGUUAACUUUAUCAUCAUCAUCAUCAUCAUCAUCAAGCAUCAUUAAAACAGUAUCAUCAUGUGAACCAUUAUCACCAUUAUCUCAGAAUUCUAAUGAAUUAUUAUCAAGAAUAGGAAAUGAUGAUAAAAAUAAUGAUGUUAAAGAAGAGAGUGGGAGUAAUGAUGAUGAAAGAAAGGGGGUUAGUGGAAAAGUAGAGGUGGAAGAUGAUAAAAAGGGGGUGGAUGAUGAUAUUCUAGCUGAAUCAUAUGUUGAAAUGACCAAACAAGGACGUAAUUCAGUUACAUCUGAAUUAUUUCAGGAUAUAAUUGAAGGAACCAGAAAAUCACACCGACCAAGUUUAAAUAUUAACGAAGCUGAUCAGUUAUCUCGAAAUGAAUUAAGGGAACAAUUAAGAAAUUUAUCUGAAGAGGAUUUACUCAUGGAAUUGAUUCGAGAUAUUUCAAAUGAGCUGGACAUUAAUACUCUUUGCCAUAAGAUAUUGGUCAAUGUUUGCAUUCUCAUAAAUUCUGACCGUGGCUCCUUAUUCUUGGCUCGAGGGGGGAGAGAGAAACGCUUCCUGGUUCCAAAACUUUUCGAUGUAACACCCAAUUCCAUCAUGGAAGAUGCUCUUUCCGCGGCGGAACAUUAUUCGAAAAUCUCACCAAUUCCAUUCGGCUUGGGAAUAGCUGGACAUGUUGCACAACACAAAGAUGUGGUCAACCUAAGGAAUGCAUAUGAGGAUCAUCGAUUCAACAAGGAGGUUGAUUCAGUGACCGGUUAUCGAACCAAAUCCAUUCUUUGUUUACCAAUUCUCAACGGACGUGGAGAUGUUAUUGGAGUGGCUCAAUGUAUAAAUAAGCUACCAGAUGGAUCCUGGUUCAGCCAACAGGAUGUUGAGGAUUUCAAAAAGUAUUUAACUUUCUGUGGAAUCGGGAUUCAAAAUGCUCAACUAUUUGAACUUUCUGUUCAGGAAUAUAAACGUAAUCAGCUUCUGCUGAAUUUAGCACGAUCCAUUUUCGAGGAAACCUCUAGUCUUGAAGCUCUGAUCAAUAAGAUAAUGAUCCAAGCUCAAGGACUUUUACCAUGUGAAAGGUCAAGAGUUUACCUGGUUGAUAUUGACUCACUCGAAGAAAAGAGACAAUCAAUCAGCUCAAUAUUUGAAUCUUCCUCUGGAGAUGAUAAUUUUCACAAGCUCAGGCUUGGUGAAACUCAUGAUAUCUAUUUGAAACUUGCACACAAAGUAUUACUUUCUGGCCAGACAUCGAAUCGGAAUUGCAUUAAAAACUGUGAUGAUUUUAUGGAAAUUGAUAAUUAUGAUAGUUCUGGAAACGGAAGUGCAUCCACAUCUUUGAAAGGAGCUCGAGCGAUUUUAUCAAUUCCAAUUCUUAACUCAUCUGGUAUUGUUAUUGGUGUCGCUCAGAUGAUUAAUAAAACGGCUGGUGAUUUAUUUACCGACGUUGAUAUAUCCACACUCGAGGCUUUUUCGAUAUUCUGUGGAUUAGGAAUUCAUAAAACGCAAAUGUAUGAAAAAGCGAUCAAGUUAAUGGCUAAGCAAAAAGUGGCCUUGGAGGUUUUAUCUUAUCAUGCAUCCUCAUCAAUCGAGGAGACAAACAACUUAACUUCUAUGAAAGUUGAAAGUGUUCAGUAUUAUGGAUUGGAUAGUUUUUCUUUCAGCGAUUUCAAUUUAUCGGAAACGGAUACAUGUUUGGCCACACUCAGAAUUUUCAUGGAAUUAGGACUAAUUAAUAGAUUUCAAAUACCUUACAAGGUUCUAUGUCGAUGGUUAUUAAGUGUUAAGAAAAAUUAUCGCCCAGUAAUUUAUCACAAUUGGAGACAUUCAUUCAACGUGACUCAAACCAUGUACACAAUUUUAACGACUGGAGGAAUGGAAAAGAUUAUGAAUCAACUUGAUAUUUUGGCUUUAAUUGUUGCAUGUUUAUGUCACGAUUUGGACCAUCGAGGAACCAACAACUCAUUUCAGUCAAAGAUUGACUCUCCAUUAGCAACUCUUUACAGUACAUCAACUAUGGAGCAUCAUCACUUUGAUCAAUGCAUAAUGAUACUUAAUAGUGAGGGUAACAAUAUACUUCAAGCUUUAUCACCAGAGGAGUACAAAUCCGUUGUCAGCCUGAUCGAGUCUUGUAUUUUAUCAACAGAUCUUGCACAAUAUUUCAAUAAACGAGAUAAAUUCAAGGACUUGGUUUCAAAUAAAUCAACUGAAUGGAUCGGUAAUAAUAAAACAAUUUUAGCCGGAAUGCUUAUGACUGCUUGUGAUGUUUCAGCAAUAUGCAAACCUUGGUCAAUUCAAUGUCGAAUUGCUCAACUUGUAGCAGAUGAAUUUUUCCAACAAGGAGACUUGGAGAAAAAUCAACUCAAUUCCCAGCCGAUUGCCAUGAUGGAUAGGGAUAGGAAGCAUGAAUUCCCAGUUAUGCAAGUAACGUUUAUUGAUACAAUUUGUCUUCCAAUUUAUUCAAUCCUGAGUGAUUGCUGGCCUCCUCUCAAUCCGUUAUAUAAAGGAUGUCUUGCAAAUCGUACUCGGUGGUUUAAAAUUCAAUCAUCGGUGGAUAAGAGUGAUGAGGAUUUUGAUCUUUCACGACAAUGAGCAAAUGAGCUGUGACAAAAAACUCGCUUCCUAAUAUUUAUUGACCAUUUUCUCUUACUCUUCAUUUUCGAAUCCUUUGCACAAUUUAUGGAUACUAUACUCUAGUUGCAAAUAGUUGUUAUGAUUGAUAUUAAAGUUGUUUUCAUUUUAUAUCAAUAAUUAAA